This is a messenger RNA of Desarmillaria tabescens, 657 nucleotides long. RefSeq names its product ras-domain-containing protein. Bases 1 to 657 code for a protein of 218 amino acids. The transcript has 2 exons. Gene Ontology annotation, biological process: regulation of exocytosis; protein secretion. Lineage: Eukaryota; Fungi; Basidiomycota; Agaricomycetes; Agaricales; Physalacriaceae. The record is from RefSeq and is a predicted model, not a curated record. Gene Ontology annotation, molecular function: GTPase activity; GTP binding. Gene Ontology annotation, cellular component: intracellular membrane-bounded organelle.
AUGCCGCCGCCUCCAAAUCCGCCGACGAAUGUGAAGCUGUUGCUCAUUGGCAACUCUUCUGUUGGAAAAUCGUCACUUCUUCUUCGAUUCUCUGAUGAAACUUGGCUACCAGAGGAUGAAGCCUCCGCCACCAUUGGUGUCGAUUUCCGUGUACACCGUCUCACACUUCGCAACGGUAAACAGGUCAAGCUCAGUAUAUGGGACACAGCUGGACAAGAGCGAUUUCGGACCAUUACUGCAAGCUACUACAGGGGCGCGCAAGGGGUGGUGCUGGUGUAUGAUGUCAGCAGUAGGGAGAGUUUUGAGGCACUACCGAGGUGGGUAGGGGAGAUGGAAACGUAUCUCGGCAAUGUGGCCGAAGGGCCUGUCAGGGUGGUAGUAGGCAAUAAGGUUGAUAAAGAAUUUUCGCGUGAGGUGUCCACUGCCGAAGGUCGCGCCUUCGCUGAACGUAUAGGAUCCCUGUUUGUGGAAGCCUCAGCGAAGACGUCUGUUGGCGUAAAUGAGGCGUUUACGGAAGUUGUCGAACGCAUCAUAGAACAAGGUGUUAGUGGAAGUUCACCGCAACGGACCGACGGCGGCCAAGGAGGCGUCCCAGGUGGCGUGCAGCUCGUUGGUGGAACUGCGAAGGAACAGGAUGCUGGAGGAUGCGCUUGUUAA